CCUGGAGUUAGAGUACAUUGAUGAGCUCAGAUUGUUGUAUUAGCGUAGUUAGCAUGAAGCUUGCUAUCUUUUGUCUAUGGGUUACAUGUCCUCCGUUCUCAACAGGAAGUCAAUAUGUUUAUGAACUUACCAUCAAUGACAUCUACUGUGACACAGACAAGAAGUACUUUUCAUCAAAUUUUAAUGACAAUCUGGUACUGUAUGUGGACUUCGAGAACAAGACAGUUGUUAACACACCAUACAAUAUAAGCCAGGUGACUAAGGACAAAUACUAUGGAAUUGUGUAUGCAUAUGCUUCCAAUGAAAUGAAGGAGUUUAAGGCGGAUAUGGCAUCUAUUGCAAGAGAACUUGGUUAUCCUCCAGAGGCAAAAGAGCCACCAGUCAGUGCCGUGUAUUCCAGUGAGGAGGUGCUUUUGGGGUCUGAGAACACCCUCAUCUGUUACAUCACCAGGUUCUAUCCCCCUCAACUCACGGUGAGAUGGACGAGGAACAACAAGAAUGUGACACAGGGGGUGAGCCUAAGCCAGGUCUACAUAAAUAACGACGGUUCCUUCAACGUGUUCUCCACCCUGCGGUUCACCCCUCAGGACGGGGACAUGUACACGUGCACUGUGGAGCACUCGGCACUAGAUAAGCCCAUGACAAGAGAGUGGGAUGUGGAGGUGUCUGAGCCCAGUCUUGGUCCAUCAGUGUUCUGUGGAGUGGGUCUGACUCUGGGGCUGCUGGGAAUGGCUACUGGAACAUUCUUCCUCAUCAAGGGAAAAGAGAGCCACAGGCAUCCAGGAAUAUAAAAAUAUGACCUCAUAGUAGAGAUAAACAUAUGACCUCAUAGUAGAGAUAACAUAUGACCUGUAUGACCUGACUGUAUCCGACCUCAGUAGAGGUCGGAUACAGUCAGAGCCGUAUAAAGAUAUCUUUAACCCUUAUGC
Messenger RNA from Alosa sapidissima (American shad), 929 nucleotides. RefSeq names its product H-2 class II histocompatibility antigen, A-Q alpha chain-like. Gene Ontology annotation, biological process: positive regulation of T cell activation; antigen processing and presentation of exogenous peptide antigen via MHC class II; peptide antigen assembly with MHC class II protein complex. The transcript has 4 exons. Bases 21 to 791 code for a protein of 256 amino acids. Gene Ontology annotation, molecular function: MHC class II protein complex binding. Gene Ontology annotation, cellular component: MHC class II protein complex. The record is from RefSeq and is a predicted model, not a curated record. Lineage: Eukaryota; Metazoa; Chordata; Actinopteri; Clupeiformes; Clupeidae.